This is a messenger RNA of Rotaria sp. Silwood2, 228 nucleotides long. The record is from the annotation of a GenBank genome assembly. NCBI's taxonomy places the organism in Eukaryota, Metazoa, Rotifera, Eurotatoria, Philodinida, Philodinidae.
AUGGAUGAAAAUCCAUGGUCACAAAAUGAAGAUAUAACAGUUCGUUAUUAUGCUGAAGGUAUAGCACUUGCUGAUACAUGGAAAGUCAUGGAAAAAUUAGUUGAUUUAAAAUUGGUACAUUCAAUUGGUCUAUCGAAUUUUAAACCAUCAGAAAGCAAUGAAAUUCUUCUAAUAGAUCAUAUUUUUUCACGUGGUAUUGAUUUACGAUUAACACCACAGAUUGUAUAA